Folsomia candida is the source of this 1571-nucleotide messenger RNA. RefSeq names its product sugar transporter SWEET1. Gene Ontology annotation, biological process: carbohydrate transport. The coding region runs from base 676 to 1398 and encodes 240 amino acids. The transcript has 5 exons. Lineage: Eukaryota; Metazoa; Arthropoda; Collembola; Entomobryomorpha; Isotomidae. Gene Ontology annotation, cellular component: membrane. The record is from RefSeq and is a predicted model, not a curated record. Gene Ontology annotation, molecular function: sugar transmembrane transporter activity.
ACGUGGAAAGAAGAAGUGUACAUAUUUUUUUUUGUAAUUGUUAAUUUCGCAACCUUCGUACAUAAAUAGCUUUUGUUACUUUCUACUCAUACUCAUUUGCUAAUUAGUCCUCUAAUGUUUAAUAAAUGAGUUCAGUAUUGCUUGUUUAUUCAAGAAGGCGAGACGAGAGGUGUUGAGCUGUCGCGACGCAUUAAAUAAUACCAUUUUCCAUUCCAUACGGCGGAGAGAAAUUGCAAAAAUAAGAAGGAAAAUGAUACUGUAGAUAUUGCAGCUGGAACACAAUUGUAGUGUAGCAAGUUUGAUUGUGGGUGUUUCAACUUUCCAGUUGUGCUAAUCAAACAUUCUUCUACAUUUCAAUCCACAAUCUACAAUAGAUAUAAACUUUUAGCCUUGUUUGAUAAAGAGAAAGAUCAUAACAAUAAUAAUAGCUAUGUCGUCUGAUGCCCAAGGCCAACAAUAAUGAUAGCAUAAAAAAUAAGUUUUAAUUGUACUUCAGUCAAGUAUCAAUCAGCAACAAUAAAACAGGUUGAUAACAUAAACUAUAAAAUCUGAUAAGAAUUUCGACAUAUGUGUCGUACAAACAAACACAUUCGUUUAUGUACCUUGCUGGUAACGAAUAGGAAUUUCACAUUAUAGAUCUGCCUAAUUAAGCUACAUAUUUUUACUGAUAAUUAAAUGGCUAAUGGUGUAAAUGAUGACCAUUUUUGGAAGGAUCUUCUCGGCUCAACCGCUACAUUUACAACGAUAUGUCAAUUUCUAUCAGGAAUGUUCACAGUUCACCGAAUCGUGGUGAAGCAGGGAGGAAGUGUUGGCGACCUCAGUCCAGUACCGUACUUGAUGGGCGUCGUUGGUUGCGGGGUUUGGCUCUUGUAUGGACAUUUGCGAAACGAUGCAACGGUAGUAAAUUGUAACAUUGUUGGAACUCUUCUAAACGUCUUUUAUGUUCUCGUUUUUAUGAAAUUUAAUGUGAUAAAGACGCUGAUCUACAGACAAGUGUUAUGUGCCUUGGUGUUUCUUUCCCUAACCUUGGUGUAUGUGCAUACUUGGGAUUCUGGAGCGUUGGUCCACAAUGGGGAUUCGCCACUUGUUCAGAACAUUGGACUUCUUUGUAUUGUGAUGGGCAUUUUAGGCUGUGCUUCGCCCCUUGUGUCAUUGAAAGAAGUGAUGCGAACCAAAUCAACAGAUAUGCUUCCAUUUCCCCUUAUUUUGAGCAUGUUUUUGGUUUGUACACAAUGGUGGAUUUAUGGUAUUCUUGCAAAGGAUCCAUAUAUGCAAUUCCCAAAUUUCAUGGGGACUUGCAUCGCCUUAUUACAACUAGGACUAUUUUGCGUGUACAGCAGCACUUCACCCAAUAAGGGAUUAAAUGCGGACUAUAAAAAACUGCAUAAUGUAAUAUAGUCUGAAUUGAAUGUACACACAAAUUUGUAUUUUUUCAGCCAUGGAGUAUUUUAAUUUAGGGUUUUUAAGUCAAAUUACUGGUCAGUUCGUAAUCCUAGAGCCUCACCUCAAGUACAUGAAAAGAAAAAUAUGUAUUUUUUUCUAAACCGAAAAUAUAAUUAUUAUAAAUUUAA